AUGUUCCUUUACACCUUAGAUUGUGAAGCUAUCACAAUUAAAUCUGCUUGUAAUAUAAGAUUAUUAAUGAAUAAAGGAAUAAAAUUAUACGAAAAUGCGAAUGGAAUGGUUCAUAGGGUAUUGAUAAAGCUGCUCCAAGAACAACAAAAAUAUAAAAUGAUUAAAAUGCUUAAAAAUUAGGUUGGCAGCUAUAAAAUUAACUAAAAAUUUUUAAAUCUAAAGAGCUAAUCCCAAAGAUGCUUUUAGAAUAUUAAUAAAUAAAGUUGUAUUGAAAAGUUUUGUGCAACUUCUAAUUAUAGUAAAACAAUCAAUAUACUAUCUGAAAUCACUUUCAAUUUUGGCUGA
Paramecium primaurelia is the source of this 345-nucleotide messenger RNA. NCBI's taxonomy places the organism in Eukaryota, Ciliophora, Oligohymenophorea, Peniculida, Parameciidae. The record is from the annotation of a GenBank genome assembly.